AUGAGCCCGGAAAAGCGUCCUGAGGAAGAGGAUGAGGUUGACUGCGUCCUCCUUUCAGCAUCCAAGAUCCUAAAUUCUUCUGAGGGAGUAAAGGAAAAUGGUAGCAGUGAAACAGAACACGGCUGUGUAUCAGAAUCAGAAAAUCAAAUCCAGCCACAAUCAGCAUUGAAAGCCCUUCAGCAACAACUGGAAUCGUUUCAGGCUCUCCGAAUACAGACUCUGCAAAAUGUUAGCAUGGUACAGUCUGAAAUCAGUGAAAUAUUGAACAAAAGUAUUAUUGAAGUAGAAAACCCACAAUUUAACCCAGAAAAAAAUCUAGUAUUCAGCACACACAGUGAAACGGCUUUGCCUGUAGAGAAUCAAGAAGAAACCCUUUCUACGGAGAAAAUUCAUCAUUUUGAGGAUUCCAGGACUCUUCAUUCAGCAGAAGAAAAAUUCAGUAGUGACAGUAUUGACAGUCUUCCUCAAAGUAUAGAUGUUCCAUGCCAGAUACAUUUCAAGGACAUAUUAACUCUGAGAACUUCAACAGAUAAUUCAGCUUCAGAAAAUUCUGACAGGUUGAAGAAUUAUAAUAACUUUUAUAAUUUUCUACCUAAUGCACCUCAAAAUGGGAUGUCUCAAGCUGAGACAUUAAUUCUGGAUAAGUCCAGAAUGACAAUGCCUUUUGUCAAGAAUGGAUUUUGUGAAAAUUUAGAUGAUAUUUGCCAUUCCAUCAAACAAAUGAAGGAAGAGCUUCAACAGUCACAUAAUAGGGAACUGGCACUUACAAAUGAACUGCAGACUUUAAAAGCUGUUCCAAGGCAUGCGAAUUAUGACCUGCCCCCGGUUCACAAGGAAAAAAACAAUUUCAUUAAGGAAGAAAAUAUUGAAAGUAACUUAAGUGAAGAUAUAAAAUCAAAGAGAAUUUUGGAAUUAGAGGCAUUAGUAAACAAAUUGCUCCCACUUAGGGAAACGGUGUCAAAAUUCCAUGUGAAUUUUUGUAGGAAAUGUAAAAAAUUAUCUCGGAGUGAAAUACACAGGGGAAAAAGGAAUGAGAAAAACAAUAAAGAAAUUCCUAUCACUGACAAGAAUAUUGGAGAUUUAAAACUCCAUUCCAGAGUCCCGAGACAUACACUGGCAUUCUUUGACCCAACAAAAUAUGAAAUGAAAGACAAAGAAAAACAACCAUUUACAGUAAAACGAGGAUCAAUAAUAUUUGAAAAUGAGAAAACAUCCAAAGUCAAUUCUGUUACUGAGCAAUGUGUAGCAAAAAUUCAGUACUUACAGAAUUAUUUGAAAGAAUCUAUGCAAAUACAGAAAAAAGUAAUGAAACUAGAGAAUGAAAACCUAACCCUUAAAACAAAAAUUAAACCUCUUGUCUUUACCACACAAUCUCUGAUACAGAAAAUUGAAAUGUAUGAAAAGCAACUUAAGACAUUGGUUGAAGAAAAGAAUACUCUCCAGUCCAAGUUAACUAAAACAGAAGAAGAUGGCAAAGAAUGUCUUAAAGAAUUGAAAAAAAUAGUUAGCAACUAUAAUGUUCUCCAAGGACAAAACAAAACCCUCGAGGAAAAAAACAGUCAACUUUCUUUGGAGAAUCAACAAAUAAUAGAAGCAUUAGAUCAACUGAAAAGCAAGGAACACAAAACUCAAAGUGAUAUGGCCAUUGUCAAUAAUGAAAACAAACGAUUGAGCAUAGAAAUGGAAUCAAUGAAAACAAAUAUUCUAUUGAUACAAGAGGAAAAAGAAAUGUUAGAGAAAAAAACACAUCAGCUUCUAAAGGAAAAAGGUGCACUGGAAAAUGAACUGAAAGAAACCCGCCUAGAGACAGCACAGCUGAAAGAGAAAGAAAGACUGGCAAAAAUCGAACAAGAGACACUUCUUCAAAUAGUAGAAACAGUUAAGAAUGAAAAGCUUCAUCUUGAAACCACCUUACAAGAAUCUACUGCUGCGAGAGAGAUGAUGGCAAGAGAAAUUGAGGCUAUUCAAACAUACCAGUCUACCGCAGAAGAGAAUUUUCUGCAAGAGAUAAAAAAUGCAAAGUCAGAAGCAAGUAUUUAUAAGAAUAGUUUGUCAGAAAUGGGCAAUGAAUGUGAACUGUUAUCAAAAAUGGUAAUGGAAAUUAAGACCGAUAAUCAGCUUCUAAAAGAAGAACUAAAAAAAAAUAGUCAAGAAAGUAUAAAAUUUGAAAAUAGCAUCAGUAGACUUGAGGAAGACAAAAUACUCCUAGAAAACUAUGUAAGAAGUAUAGAGAAUGAAAGGGACACCUUGGAAUUUGAGAUGCGGAAUCUUCAAAGAGAAUAUUCAAAUCUAAGUGAAAAAAUCUGCAGUCACCAUAUUGACCUCUCAAAAAUGGGUCACGUUUCAAGGAAAGAUAAAUUCCAUUUUGACAUCUAUGAUAUUUAUGAAGACACCUCUAGUCCUGGGAAUAGGCCUCUAGCCCUUGGUUUGAAAGGUAUGUGUAUCUUGGUGGAUUCAUAG
This is a messenger RNA of Budorcas taxicolor (takin), 2460 nucleotides long. It is a transcript of the gene CCDC110, whose product is annotated as coiled-coil domain containing 110. The transcript is spliced from 6 exons. Gene Ontology annotation, cellular component: cytoskeleton. Lineage: Eukaryota; Metazoa; Chordata; Mammalia; Artiodactyla; Bovidae. The record is from RefSeq and is a predicted model, not a curated record. The coding region runs from base 1 to 2460 and encodes 819 amino acids.